Molecule: messenger RNA, 4390 nt
Organism: Vanrija pseudolonga
Lineage: Eukaryota; Fungi; Basidiomycota; Tremellomycetes; Trichosporonales; Trichosporonaceae
Gene: SOK1
Product: Protein SOK1
Exons: 5
Coding region: 968-4150 (1060 amino acids)
Source: RefSeq, a predicted model, not a curated record
GCCUCGUCCUCGCUCUCGUCCUCGUCCGCCGCUGCUGCUGCCGCUGCCGUAGUUGGCGCCUGAAGUAUAUACACAUUUGCGCGCUAGCAGCAUUGAGCCAUUGAGCGAGAUCUGUGAUCGUCCUUGCGUUUGCUCCUCUUUAUUAUUAUUAUCAGCGUCACCCUUUCACUCUUCGGGUCAUCGACACACGGCAAUCGUCGAACACUCACUCGCCCCCCCUCACUCGCCAUCAUCCCCCCUCCUCUUUCCCUCUUCUUCUCUCCGCCCUCUCAUCCUCACCGGCCAUCUCCUCGUCCUCGUCGCCGACCCCGCCUACAGCACUGCGCGCUCGACACUAGAACCACCACCCGCGACCUUCUCUCCCCUUCUCCUCCUUCUCCGACCUUCGCCCGCCCGCCGCCCCGCCCUUUUGCCAUACGCGCGCGCGUUGCGUGGUCGCCGUUGCCCACUGUACGAAACGGCUCCCCCUCGUACCUGUCGCUCGCUGGCUCGCUGUAUUGUUGAAAUCUGGGUUCUGUUCCUUGUGGGUCCUCCUCCUCUUCAUCCUCCCCCUCUCUCCCCUCGCUCAUCCUUAAUCCCACUUACACUAUUCAGCUGCCCGGUUCCUGGAUAUCUCGCGACUCACGACCCCGACACAGACCCGAGAGGCUUGACACCCACCACCACCACGGUCACCGUUCCUGCCACCAACGCCUCUGCCUCUGCCGUCGUCGCCACGCAGCGCGAGUCAAGUGCCAUUCAUAGAGUAGCGUCGCCCUUGCACUGGCACCAGGAGUCGUCAAUUGGGCGCCUGGUGCCCUCUUCUACGCUCCCUCUUGCUUGGACGCUCUCGCCUGUCCUUUGUGCUCGCUCGCUCCGCUCGGCGCCUUGCCCCCUUGCACUCAGCCACCAGUCGGCCUUCGCUUGCCAUCAGCCCUCUCACCCCUCUCUCGUUUAACCUCCACCACCACCACCACCCAUCACCACAAUGGAGACUGAUCCAAACUCGUACGCCGACCGCGGCGCCUCAUCCUCGUCUUCAGCACCAACCCUCCCCCAGCGACCACCAACGGCUGGCCACCGUCCAAGCAGCUCGCAGGACACUCACAGCACGCAUGCUCACGCGCACUCGCACUCGCACAGCCAUGGUCAUGCUCAUUCGCAUGGUCACCACCCUCUCCCCGAACGUCUGGAACGUGUCGACCCCAACCCACGCGAUCCACGCGCUGCAACCCACCCCAGCCCCAAGAUUGGUUCCAGCACUGCUCCUUGGAACGAGGGCCUGACGAGCGGAGGUGGCCGCCCUCCGAGCCCAAAACUUGCGCCGAGUCCUUCGCUUCCUCCACCACCCCGCGACGAGGCACCAGAACACGCCGAGUCGUCAUCCCAGGCCCAGAGUCGGCGAUCGGCGGCAGAGACUCCAGAAGUGGAGUGCGAACACCUCGCAGACAUGUACACUCCCUUUGUGUCGCCUGCUGCGCCUCAGGCAGGUUCUGCCAUGGUCGCAAGUCGCGCACCUGCCAUUGCACCGCCAUCAGCCGACCACCUGCGGCAUGCCAUGCAGCACCCCCAGCACGACGCUGUCGUCGUUGGUGGCGUCAACUGCCCCACCAUUUACGAGCCAAGUCCGGCACCCGAACAACAGCAUCGCGAACAACGGACACAGGACGUCGGAAUGGACCAGGCGCCAUCUACCUCCUCCAUGGCGACGCUUUCGGUGCCCCAGUCGGGUCUCAUGACUUGCAAGCCCCUCGACCGCGUUGCUUCGACUUCUGGGACUUCAUCUCACCCUUCGCCACCAUACCACGGCCGCAGAAAGGACACUGAAUGGGUUCGUCGAGCGCAAGCCCGCAAGGGAAUGGAGAGAAUCGCUUCCCACCUCGGCGGCUGCCAUGCGCCACCUGCUCCUCCCAUUGUCUUGAAGAAGCGGGCUCGCUCCUUCUCUGACCCUCCCGAGAGCCAUCGCCCAACCAGCGUGCAGGCGGCCCGCAAUGCGGCAAAGUACUUUCGGGGCCUUCCCCGAAAGAAGAUGCGCGUCUGGACAGCCAAGGAUGCCGCCGAGGCCGCAGAGGGUGAGCGCAUCAUGCGGCAGAUCCGCGGUCGGGCAACAGACCACUUCAUCGCUGCUGCUCGCGAACCACCGGUCAACAUGCGUAGCCUGCGUGUCCUCGACACCAACGAGGUCCUUCGACUUCCGCAGAUGCGCCAUGAUCUCUUGUUUGACAACUUUGGCUUCCGUCCCAUCCACAAUGCCAUGGCCUACACCUCGACGACCAAUUACGGCCUUCUAUCGACCAUCUCGCGCUCGCAGAUCGUCCACCCGUCGCCUGCCUGCGAAACCAGCAAUAGGUACUGGGACUGCAUUCGGGCCGAGGUCGAAAUUGGCUGCCGUUGCACACGCUGGGACAACGCUUCCCCGGCGCGUCUCAAGGAGUGUAUCUGUGGCCGCUGGAAGGAAGGAUUGAGCGAGGAGCAGUGGUGGAGGGAGUCGCGUGCCACCUGGCCGAGCCGUCUUCCCAAGCUCGUCCAGUCGCUUCGCGAGAUCCUCGAGAGCCUCAUGGCUUCUACCACCCCUUGCGUCAACCACUACGCCCACUCGCUCAGCCGCGACAACAACGCCGUUCACACUGGUGUCUGCCCCACCGUCACUCACUCGCUCGUCCCUACUCUGUUCGCUGCCCUCGACCCCGAGUUCCUCACGAUUCAAGUUCGCCGUGGCAACUUUGACACGGACAUCUUCCGUGUGAUCGGCGAGGCCAUGAAGGUUCACUGCGCGCCCGUCCGUGACUCGAUGGUCGACGACAUGGUCGCCACUGCCACGGGCUGCGAUGGGCGUGUUCCCGACGUCGUAUCGGCCCUGCGCAAGUGCUUCGACUGUGCAGAAGUCAUGAAGCUCGACAUUGCCAACCACCAAGUGCAGUCGCUCAAGGGAAUGCUCUGGCAGCAGGCCGAGCAGAACGAGAUGACGACCUUCAUCCACUACCUUGUUGCCGCCGGUCGCAAGCUUGAGAGCUCCAAGACGUACGCGUGGAUCAAUGCGGCUUCGAAGCGUGUCGCCAUGACGACUGCUCCGCGCGCUCGUCGCCACCUCAUGGGCCAGUGCUCGUGCUCCUCCAACACCGAGUUUGUCAUUCGCUCCCUGACUGAGGGCUUCAUCGACCUAGUCUUUGGUGACUGGGUCGAGGACAGCGAGGCAUGGCCGCCGGUCGUCCCCUCUCGAUGCCCCGGCAGUCCCAGCACCGGUCAGGUCUUCCCAACAAAGGUCAUUGUCCCCGAGCUGUUCAAGAUGGACUCUUGCAGGAUCAAGAACUUCCACGCCGAGAUGGUCGACAUCGCCAUCGCCAAGAGCAUCUUGAGCGCUUUCAAGGAGCACUACCUGCGGCAAAACCCGUCGGCAUCUGCCGAGGAGAUCGAGGCGCAGGUGGCCCAAGUUCGCGAGAGCUACAAGCACGUCAUGACUUUGGGCAACGGUCUCGCCCGCACCGCGUCCGACUGCCCCUCAGACCUCAGCCUGCACAUGGCGCACCGCAUCGUCUUUGCUCGCGAAGUCUACGCGACAGGGCCUCGGAGCCAAGCCCAUGUUGAGGUCGUCAACCGCCUUGCGCAGGACUUUGACCGCCUCAUUGCAGACAAGUUCGCGCGUCGGGAUUCCGAGACCUACCUUGUCGCACUCAAGGACCUCCGCCAGCUCGUCUCGGUCAUGCUCACCAACUCGCUCCUUGUUCACCGCGUGCAGCCCGAGUCCUUCCUGUACGACAUGCGUGGCGUCGAUACCCGUCCAUGCGUCCCAGCCGAGCAAGGCGAGACCAUCGCCGUGCCUCGCCUCCGUGUCCCCGCUCGUCGCUUCGUGACCCUCACCGAGCCUCUUACUGGUCAGGGCCCCUCGACUUCGGACGAACGUGAGCACUACCACCGCCCCGCCGACUCGCCCAACGUCAAGGCUGCGCGGGAGCGCUUCAAGUCGACCGUUGCCCAGUCGACUUCGUCUGAAAGCGAGAUGGCGACCCGCCUCGGUUUCGACCCCCUCGUGCAUGAAAUCCGUGCCGUUGUGGCCCGCAUGGUCAAGACGGCCGACUUCAACCUCUGUGUCUUUGCCAACCUGUACGGCAGGCAGGGCAUGCUCAUUGGAAGCGGCGACGUGCUCCCGCUUCCUGAGCUUUCUCAGAUCUAAGAAGGCAGCUACCGGCAACCCGUAGAGCCGCGCGCCUUUUCCUCUCUCCUAUCAUCUACACGCUCUCUCUCUCUCAUUACUGUCAUAGUAUUAAUAUCUCUCCCUCACGGCGGCACGGAAUACAAUAUACACACAUGGGUCCGAGCCACACGGCAUCUUGAUAUCCCACCACACGACACAUUGCGCCAUACCGGCUGACAUUGAGCUGUGUUGUAGGACCUGUUCAGCUAUUUAUUGUAG